Messenger RNA from Synchytrium microbalum, 606 nucleotides. RefSeq lists its product as uncharacterized. The record is from RefSeq and is a predicted model, not a curated record. The coding region runs from base 1 to 606 and encodes 201 amino acids. The transcript is spliced from 3 exons. Lineage: Eukaryota; Fungi; Chytridiomycota; Chytridiomycetes; Synchytriales; Synchytriaceae.
AUGGUCCUCUGGAAGCUCACCUUGACAACAAUUCUCGCAUUCUUGCUGGUCAUCCCUAACGAGAAGGCACUGGCAACCGCGUCUGGUCCCAGGCACAAAUCAGCUACUGCUUUAUCUCUUGAUCAUACUUCUACUGUAGUUGCUGCAAGUCUAGCUGCAGCUCCAUCUAUCGUCUCGGCCGACAAUACACCGUCAACGCAUAGUCUUGAAGCCAUUACUACACCUGUACCAGAUGAAAUUCGAAGUGCUGCUUUGGCUGAAGCUCAUAUUGAUGCUGUAUCUCGUCAUCUUGAAGCUGGCCAACAAAAGCUGUACGAGCAAGGUUAUUCUGAAGGCUAUUCACAUGGAUACGGUAAAGGACGAGUCUCCUCACACGACCGAAUCGUCUCAUUCUACGGCUCUGGUUACUUGCCAGAUGGUACUCCUUGCUCUGGUCUCUGCACUUGGAAGACAAGUGACUAUGAUGCAAGCAACACUCAUGAACGGGAUAGUGGUCAUAAAACUGCAGAGAAGAAGGUUGCUGAAAAGAAAGAGAAGAGCCGUACUGAUUCUCAUCCAGAUAAUGUGCUGGGUCCUUUGAAGGUUGCUGGGCAUCAGGGUCUAUAA